Messenger RNA from Oncorhynchus masou masou (cherry salmon), 4844 nucleotides. RefSeq names its product mothers against decapentaplegic homolog 1-like. Bases 65 to 1498 code for a protein of 477 amino acids. Gene Ontology annotation, cellular component: heteromeric SMAD protein complex. Gene Ontology annotation, biological process: cell differentiation; BMP signaling pathway; SMAD protein signal transduction. The transcript is spliced from 8 exons. Gene Ontology annotation, molecular function: RNA polymerase II cis-regulatory region sequence-specific DNA binding; I-SMAD binding; DNA-binding transcription factor activity, RNA polymerase II-specific. The record is from RefSeq and is a predicted model, not a curated record. NCBI's taxonomy places the organism in Eukaryota, Metazoa, Chordata, Actinopteri, Salmoniformes, Salmonidae.
GUGAGUGUACUGCACUGAGGAUAUUCUCCCAGAGGACCCCGUCCUUCCCUACGUCGUCAUCAAGAUGAACGUGACGUCGCUAUUCUCCUUCACCAGCCCGGCGGUGAAGAGGCUGCUGGGAUGGAAACAGGGGGAUGAGGAGGAGAAGUGGGCGGAGAAGGCAGUGGACGCCCUAGUGAAGAAACUGAAGAAGAGGAAGGGGACGAUGGAGGAGCUGGAGAUGGCUCUCAGCUGUCCCGGACAGCCCAGUAAGUGUGUGACCAUCCCUCGGUCGUUGGACGGUCGUCUCCAGGUGUCCCAUCGUAAAGGUCUCCCCCACGUCAUCUACUGCAGAGUGUGGAGAUGGCCCGACCUACAGUCUCAUCAUGAACUCAAGGCCUUGGAGUGCUGCCAAUUCCCCUUCACAGCCAAACACAAAGAUGUCUGUAUCAACCCCUACCACUAUAAGAGAGUGGACAGUCCUAUGCUGGCCCCUGUCCUGGUCCCUAGGAACAGUGACCUCACACCGAGGCCGGGGACGCAGCCCCGUUACCAUGGCGCCAUCGACCAGAACGAGCCUCUCAUGCCCCACAACGCCACUUUCCCAGAAUCCUUCCCUCCAGGCGGGGGCGGCAACGGAGGGUUGGCGUUCCCUUGUUCCCCUGGCAACAGCUUCCCCAGUUCGCCCGGCAGUGGGUCCAGCAGUAUCUCCGCGUUCCCCCACUCCCCACUUAGCUCCGACCCAGACAGCCCCUUCCAUGUCCCGGCUGACACCCCGCCCCCAGCCUACAUGCCUCCAGAUGAUUAUCUGAUUCAGGACUGCUCCCAGCCAAUGGAAACCAACCUCCUCGCCAUGCCAACCGGCCUGGAUACCAACAACAGGCCAGGUAACCAAGAUGUUCAGCCAGUAGCCUACGAGGAACCAAAACACUGGUGUUCUAUAGUGUACUAUGAGCUGAAUAACCGCGUGGGUGAGGCGUACCUGGCGUCAGACUCCAGUGUUCUGGUCGACGGCUUCACCGACCCGUCCAAUAACCGCAACCGCUUCUGCCUCGGCCUGCUGUCUAACGUCAACCGCAACUCGACCAUAGAGAACACACGCAGGCACAUCGGCAAAGGUGUCCACCUCUACUACGUAGGAGGUGAGGUGUAUGCAGAGUGUCUGAGUGACACCAGUAUCUUCGUUCAGAGUCGUAACUGUAACUAUCAUCACGGUUUCCACCCCACCACGGUGUGUAAGAUCCCUAGUGGCUGCAGUCUGAAGAUCUUUAACAACCAGGAAUUUGCCCAGCUACUGGCCCAGUCAGUGAACCACGGCUUUGAGGCUGUUUACGAGCUCACCAAGAUGUGUACCAUACGCAUGAGCUUCGUCAAGGGUUGGGGUGCAGAGUACCACCGCCAGGACGUGACCAGCACCCCCUGCUGGAUAGAGGUGCACCUGCACGGCCCUCUACAGUGGCUGGACAAAGUCCUCACACAGAUGGGCUCUCCCCACAACCCCAUCUCCUCCGUGUCCUAACACACACACAGCCUCUCGACGCCACAUGAUCAAAUGUUAUUUUUUAACUUUUUUUAAAUUUUUUUAUCUGCUGAGAGAGAGAGAAAACACAACACCGUUAUUCAUCAUCCCAUAUUACAAUAUCUGUCUUGACUGGAGUAGCCCAGAGAAUCAGCUAUGAAUAGCUAGGCUAAUUGAGGCCACAUGCUGCAAUUUCUACCCAACCCCAUUCAGACGAGAAUACAGCCCUCCUAUUGGUUACUCCCAACCCCAUUCAGAUGAGAAAACAUCAGCCCUCCUAUUGGUUACUCCCAACCCCAUUCAGAUGAGAAAACAUCAGCCCUCCUAUUGGUUACUCCCAACCCCAUUCAGAUGAGAAAACAGCCCUCCUAUUGGUUACUCCCAACCCCAUUCAGAUGAGAAAACAUCAGCCCUCCUAUUGGUUACUCCCAACCCCAUUUAGAUGAGAAAACAGCCCUCCUAUUGGUUACUCCCAACCCCAUUCAGAUGAGAAAACAUCAGCCCUCCUAUUGGUUACUCCCAACCCCAUUCAGAUGAGAAAACAUCCCUCCUAUUGGUUACUCCCAACCCCAUUCAGAUGAGAAAACAGCCCUCCUAUUGGUUACUCCCAACCCCAUUCAGAUGAGAAUACAUCAGCCUUCCUAUUGGUUACUCCCAACCCCAUUCAGAUGAGAAAACAUCAGCCCUCCUAUUGGUUACUCCCAACCCCAUUCAGAUGAGAAAACAUCAGCCUUCCUAUUGGUUACUCCCAACCCCAUUCAGAUGAGAAAACAUCAGCCCUCCUAUUGGUUACUCCCAACCCCAUUCAGAUGAGAACAUCAACCCUCCUAUUGGUUACUCCCAACCCCAUUCAGAUGAGAAAACAUCAGCCCUCCUAUUGGUUACUCCCAACCCCAUUCAGAUGAGAAAACAUCAGCCUUCCUAUUGGUUACUCCCAACCCCAUUCAGAUGAGAAAACAUCAGCCUUCCUAUUGGUUACUCCCAACCCCAUUCAGAUGAGAAAACAUCCCUCCUAUUGGUUACUCCCAACCCCAUUCAGAUGAGAAAACAUCCCUCCUAUUGGUUACUCCCAACCCCAUUCAGAUGAGAAAACAUCAGCCCUCCUAUUGGUUACUCCCAACCCCAUUCAGAUGAGAAAACAUCAGCCCUCCUAUUGGUUACUCCCAACCCCAUUCAGAUGAGAAUACAUCAGCCUUCCUAUUGGUUACUCCCAACCCCAUUCAGAUGAGAAAACAUCAGCCCUCCUAUUGGUUACUCCCAACCCCAUUCAGAUGAGAAAACAUCCCUCCUAUUGGUUACUCCCAACCCCAUUCAGAUGAGAAUACAUCAGCCCUCCUAUUGGUUACUCCCAACCCCAUUCAGAUGAGAAAACAUCAGCCCUGCUAUUGAUUACUCCCAACCCCAUUCAGAUGAGAAAACAGCCCUCCUAUUGGUUACUCCCAACCCCAUUCAGAUGAGAAAACAUCAGCCCUCCUAUUGGUUACUCCCAACCCCAUUCAGAUGAGAAAACAUCCCUCCUAUUGGUUACUCCCAACCCCAUUCAGAUGAGAAAACAUCAGCCCUGCUAUUGGUUACUCCCAACCCCAUUCAGAUGAGAAAACAGCCCUCCUAUUGGUUACUCCCAACCCCAUUUUUUGCUAGCUUUGAGUUCCCAUAUGUUAUUCCAUCUUGCAUUAGUGAACUCACUCCGCUUGCGUCACAUUGAGCCUCUUUGAUUGGCCAACAUAACAACAAGCUACACAGUAAAGGCUACCGGUCUUUUUUUUACGGGACCACAUUAUAAAAACUACCUUGAAAAGUUAGUGAAUAAUCUGAUAUUUCAUGGUAUAUCCUUGUAUGUAACAAUGUCACAUGGGCCAUUUAAUUUACCAUGACCAAGCUGGACAAUCAGGACUAUCUGGCCUCAAUCGGGACCGAGACAUCUGUGAUCGGCUAGCACUGCCUGGCCUCAAUCGGGACCGAGACAUCUGUGAUCGGCUAGCACUGCCUGGCCUCAAUCGGGACCGAGACAUCUGUGAUCGGCUAGCACUGCCUGGCCUCAAUCGGGACCGAGACAUCUGUGAUCGGCUAGCACUGCCUGGCCUCAAUCGGGACCGAGACAUCUGUGAUCGGCUAGCUCUGCCUGGCCUCAAUCAGGGCCGAGACAUCAUCUGUGAUCGGCUAGCUCUGCCUGGCCUCAAUCAGGGCCGAGACAUCACCUGUGAUCGGCUAGCACUGCCUGGCCUCAAUCAGGGCCGAGACAUCACCUGUGAUCGGCUAGCUCUGCCUGCCUAUAGAGCACCCUAUUCCCUACAUAGUGCACUACUUUAGACCCUGACCUAUGGAGCACCCUAUUCCCUACAUAGUACACUACUUUAGACCCUGGCCUAUAGGGCACCCUAUUCCCUACAUAUUCCCUAAUACAGUGUCUUGGACCAGGGUAGGGCACGAUGUUAGGAGAUAGGGGGCCAUAUUAGAAGGUGAAACUUUGUUAUUUUUGAUGUAUUAUGAUGUAUCUGAAUGUUUUUAUUCGUCAGCUACGACUACUAGUCAAUGUAUAUCCCAAAUGGCCCCCUAUUCCCUACAUAGUACACUACUUUAGACCCUGACCUAUAGGGCACCCUUUCCCUACAUAGUACACUACUUUAGACUCUGGGCUAUAGGGCACCCUAUUCCCUACAUAGUGCACUACUUUAGACCCUGACCUAUGGAGCACCCUAUUCCCUACAUAGUGCACUACUUUAGACCCUGGGCUAUAGGGCACCCUAUUCCCUACAUAGUACACUACUUUAGACCCUGACCUAUAGGGCACCCUAUUCCCUACAUAGUACACUACUUUAGACCCUGACCUAUAGGGCACCCUAUUCCCUACAUAGUACACUACUUUAGACCCUGGCCUAUAGGGCACCCUAUUCCCUACAUAGUACACCACUUUAGAUCAGGGCCUGUAGGGCACCCUAUUCCCUACAUAGUACACUACUUUAGACCCUGACCUAUAGGGCACCCUAUUCCCCACAUAGUACACUACUUUAGAUCCUGGCCUAUAGGGCACCCUAUUCCCUACAUAGUACACUACUUUAGACCCUGACCUAUAGGGCACCCUAUUCCCCACAUAGUACACUACUUUAGACCCUGACCUACAGGGCACCCUAUUCCCUACAUAGUACACUACUUUAGACCCUGACCUACAGGGCACCCUAUUCCCUACAUAGUACACUACUUUAGACCCUGACCUAUAGGGCACCCUAUCCCUACAUAGUACACUACUUUAGACCCUGACCAUUACAAACAGAUGUGCUGUCUGUUCCAUAAACACCUGUAGUUUAAUUUUUUAAAGUUUAAAUAAAAGCGAGCAUUUCUUAUUGGA